Molecule: messenger RNA, 903 nt
Organism: Cloeon dipterum
Lineage: Eukaryota; Metazoa; Arthropoda; Insecta; Ephemeroptera; Baetidae
Product: RNA-binding protein 7-like
Exons: 2
Coding region: 164-745 (193 amino acids)
Biological process (GO): regulation of alternative mRNA splicing, via spliceosome
Cellular component (GO): nucleus
Molecular function (GO): single-stranded RNA binding
Source: RefSeq, a predicted model, not a curated record
GUACUGUCUGUGUUUUGAUCUCGAUAGCCAAAAAUUGUAAACUUUCAUUAAGAAAACAAAUAAUCUUUAAAAUUACAAAAACUACCCAAUUUCUGAUCACGCUUGAACUCGUAUCACCAUCUACCAUCAGCCUUGAGAAAAUUUGAUAAGAGUUGAUGAAAGUAUGGACGACGAAAGAAAGCGCAGUUUAUUCGUUGGAAAUCUGGCGACCCCUGCAACCACAGAGGCCCUGAUUCACGAGCUGUUCACUCAAGUGGGGCCUGUCGAAAAAGUUCAUAUCCCCAAAAAUAAACAGACAAAUCAGCCAGCUGGCUAUGCAUUUGUGACAUUCAAACAUGAGGUGUCUGUCAUGUACGCUACACAAGUGCUAGCAGGAACCCAGCUGUUCGGAAGAACUCUUAAGCUUCAACUGAGGGACGGCGCAGGUGGGAACACACCCCAGCAAUCACCAUCUACUCCCAGGCAUCAGCAGCAAUACCAGCAACAACCGCAGUACCAGCAACAUCAACAGCACAGGAACCAGCAAGAGUUCAACGCAAUCUACGCCUCCCAGAAAGAUUACAGAAGGGACCAUCAACAAAAUAAUGGUUACCGCGGCGAUGAGCCCUACUCCAGAGACCGACACAACAACGGGAGAUCUCAGGACAGAAAUAGAUAUCAAGAGCGCCCUCGAGAUCACCGCAACCGCCAGCAACACCCCUACCAAAACAAUCAACAUCAACGACAUGGCAGAAACAGGAGAUAGCUUUGGAGACUUUCAGAGUGCAAUUAACAGCUCUUGUUGAGCGAAUUUGUGUACAAAAUUUACUUCGCAGACAUUUCCUCUGUGAUGCCCAUGUUGUAUGUUCAUUUCUAGGUGUGUUUCCCCCUUCAAAAUAACAACUGAUAGGAUUGUCAGCCUUA